AUGACUUUCACCUCAGCUUUAUACAACAUCUUACAGAACCCGGUACUCAUCGUGGGCUUUUUGCGCCCCGACAGCCCCAGGUCCCACUGGCCGUCGCCCUACGAAUCAUCGACAGCCUCUACGCAGACCGAAGACAACUGGACGGAAGCCGAGACACAACCGGCAGAGCAGCAGAAUCCCGAGCAGCUCCCCUUUGUGCCGAUAAGCGAACAACCUGUGGAAUCGCUCACCGAGCGGCCAUCCAGCACAUCGCUCACCGAGCGGCCAUCCAGCACGGCGCUUCACACUCUUCCGCCCUUCGGAUCUUUUUCUGAAUUUAUCUGGCGUCUCAAUUGCAGGCCCUCAUCGAACGGAUCGUCGACGAACAGUACAGGGGCAGUUGGGAGAGGCGACCUGUGGUGA
Grosmannia clavigera kw1407 is the source of this 402-nucleotide messenger RNA. RefSeq lists its product as uncharacterized. The record is from RefSeq and is a predicted model, not a curated record. Bases 1 to 402 code for a protein of 133 amino acids. Lineage: Eukaryota; Fungi; Ascomycota; Sordariomycetes; Ophiostomatales; Ophiostomataceae. The transcript is spliced from 3 exons.